Molecule: messenger RNA, 1503 nt
Organism: Prorocentrum cordatum
Lineage: Eukaryota; Dinophyceae; Prorocentrales; Prorocentraceae
Source: the annotation of a GenBank genome assembly
AGCCAUUUGGGCUUAAAUUAUUUCACUGAAAUAUUGGCGGGCGUCUCCGACGAGGCAAGCAUCCAGGACCAUACAUGGCGGCUGACGAUGCGAUGAUCGACUUGGCCGGCAGUCCGAAGCGCGCGCCUGAUGCAUCCGCCCUUGCGGAGCAGAAACCGGCGAGCGCCAUCAGCGCCUUCGAUCCGUUCGUUGCAGGCGCCUCGCCGGCGCCGAAGGCCGACGCCGCCGGCUCCAGCAGCUUGGGGAUGCCCGCCGAGAUCGCGGCGGCCUUCGAGGCAAACAAGGCUGGCGGCACCGCGGCGCCGCAGGCCUCUGCGCAGCCGACUACCUCGCCCGACGCGCUGAUGCAGGCAAUCCUGGAGGACGCGAAGAGGAUGCGCGAGCAGAGCGGCUCGAAGGGCGACGAUCCUUUCGCGGGCAUGGAGUAGGCAGCGGAUUAAGAUGUCCAGCGGGGCCCGGCGCAGUUUAAGAUAUGGGAGGUCUGCCACAGCGUAGGCUUUGAGGUUUACAGCCUCGUGAACGAGCUUAGGGUGGAUGCUAGCGCAAGACCGCUGUCGUCACGAGCCCUUCUGUCAGACCACAAGGAUGCCCUCGCAUUAAGGGCGCUCCAGCAAGCGGGUGCAGGGCGCCGACGCCGCGUCCAGGCUUGCAUAGACACGGCAUUUGAAGAUCUAUUUGUCGAACAGUUUGUUUCAAUGCGCAUCAUGCUAGGUGCCUAAUACAGACGUUGCCGAAUUUUCAACAGCUGGACUUUUAAAGGUGCGGCACAAAAUGCGACGCAGUUGGCAUGGACGAGUUCCCUUGCCAUCAGUUGGCUAGGCGGCACUUUCCACAUGGCAGCAACUCACCCGCGUUGGCUGCCGCAGGUGUAUGCGUAGAAGCCGCUCGUUUUCUGCAAGUUGUCCCAGCCUAGGCACUCAAGAUCUCGGAGAUUCGACGCGAUCUCCACGCACCGGUGCGGCUACCAGCACAACCGGCCAUCAAUCAACCGAUCGAUCACGUUUCUUUCUUCGCAUGUUCUCAAAUCGCGCGGCAAACGUGGAACCGCCCGCGCCAGCGGCCCUGCGAAGGAUUAGCUUGGAAGAGCGCCCGGGCACGAAGCGGCGCCCGUCUCCCACUGUCGCCGCCGGACGCGCGAGCCAAAGUGCGGCGCGUCAAUGACCUGGCCCGUGGCGCGCGCCUGCGCGCGCUGCCGACGUUGAGUGGCGAAUGUCAUUCGAUGAUUCUCUUUGGGCGUUGCAGUCUGCAGCUCGUUGAAGACGGUCGUUUUGUUCCUUUGUUAUAAUUUCUUCCCUGUCUGCGCGGGUGCCGAACCUGUUUGGGCGCGUUCCAAUCGUUCUGGCGGCAAUUCCCACAUUGCGCGGGCAACCUCUGCCGCCCGGGCACAUGGAACGGGGGGCGCGCGAUCCCUGAUGGACACAGUGGCACCCCGGCGGCCGCCGCGCUCCGUCGCGGCCCCCAUCGGGAGGGCAGCGGGGGAGCGCGAGGGGAAAGAACGCGAAG